Messenger RNA from Globicephala melas (long-finned pilot whale), 6616 nucleotides. RefSeq names its product chromosome 1 C1orf226 homolog (gene C1H1orf226). Gene Ontology annotation, molecular function: nitric-oxide synthase binding. Lineage: Eukaryota; Metazoa; Chordata; Mammalia; Artiodactyla; Delphinidae. The record is from RefSeq and is a predicted model, not a curated record.
UGUGUGUUUUCACUCUGCAUUGCAGCCUUUGGGUCCCUGGAGGUCCCAGAGGAGGGAGUCUGGUCGAGGACCGCGUAGCUAUGUUACAAGAUCCCUUUGAGGACGAGAAGCCCAUUUCUCCAAUUAAAACGCCUCCCACCCACAGCCAGAGAGUGUUCAGGUGGACCCCAGCUGCCUGAUGGUUGCUAAUACUUGGAUUAAGAAGCUGGCUUGCCUCAAAUCGCAGAGCAGUAGCUGUGCUCAGUUUGGGAAACGGAUACAAAUGUCCCGUGUAUAGGCAAACGGAUGCUUAGGAGAACCACUUCACAGAACAGCAUUUCUCAGACUUUUAUGUGCAUAGGAAUCACCUGGAGAUCUUGUUAAAAAUGCAGAUUCUGAUUCAGCGGGUCUGAGGUAGGGCCUGAGAUUCUGCCUUUUUCUGACAAGCUCCCAGGUGAUGGUGAUGUUGCAGGUCCAUGGACUAUGCUUUGAAUAGCAAGUCCUCAGCACAUUCAACUUUAUUCCAGGAUAGGCUCAUCAGUUCCCCCCUGCCUUAGGUUCCUUCUGAUGGAUUGAUAAGUCUAGGUCUUCUCCAGGUUGUCAAAACAGGGCUGAAACUAGUACAUACUCCUUACAUAGACAAACUGUCACUUUGAGGGUUCAUGCAGAUUCAGAGGGGGAAAAAAGCCUGAUAACAAAUGUUUCCCCCAUCCUCCCCUUGCAAGAAAUGAAUCAACAGCAGGAACUACUUACCAUGUAGGCAACAUUUUGAAAAAUUAUUUUCUCCCCACGUGUAAUUUGACUUUCUCACUAAAUCGUGGUCCUGUAACAUGAUCUGGUAGAGUACUCAAUUACAAGCUUCAGAAAACCACAUUUUUGUGGCCCUAGUGGCACGAGAGUUUACCUGGCAAGCUGGUGGCACGUGAGGGCGUGAUAUCAGGAAAAGUGCUCAGAGCAGAGGAAGAGAUUCGAGGUCCAGAAAUGCUGAGGAGUGAGAAGUUCUCCAUAUUCUGACUACUGAAGUGUAUGGAGGUCACACACGCCUGCUUCCAGGAGGCUGGUUGGGUUGUCCAGGCAAUAAACAUUCUGAGCUCAGCUGACAUCACAAAAGGCCACAUGAUUCUACUCGCCAGGGAGGUUAUCCCUCUCGAAGGAUGGAUGGGGUCUGUAGCAAGCAAGAUAAAAAAAUUUUAAAGAUGUUUUUCACUUGUCAUUCUUCCGUGGCCUGUCUUGAUUGGGGAUACCCAGAGAGCGGGAGGAAUGUAGUAGAGACCUGAUAGCGAUGUUGUCUAUGCGCCCCCUCUGUUCUUUAAUGUCCCUUUUCCAUGUCGUUGCUGUCACCACCCCCAGCUCUGGGAUCCUCUGUCCUCUCUUAAUGACCUCUUUGCUUUUUUCAUCUGCCUAACCUCUGUCACCAGAUGUUUUUGUUGUUUUACGUUAGUUUCUGUUUUUUUGGUUUGGGGUAUAUUUUUUUACAUUUCUCUUUGGAAAUAAUUUCAAACUUAUAAAAAGCUGCAAAAAUAAAAUUUGAACAGGGAACAUCCACGUAACCUGUAUCUAGAUUUUCCUCUUGUUAACAUGUUACUCCAUUUGUCUUAUCAAUUCCCUCCCUCCCUCUCUGCCUCUUUGUGUGUCUACAUUUUUUUUCUGAGAUAUUUGAAGGUAAAUUACAAACAUAAUGUCCCUUUGUGCCUAAAUACUUCCAUAUGUACGUCCUAAGAAUAGGGACCAAAUACUGUUUUAAAUGGUGCUGUCUGUUUUUAGCAAAUGACUAAAACAUAAAUGGGUGACUUAGCACCAUUUUGCUCAUUAUAAGCAAUUUGGUAGUAAGGCUAUGUACUCAGAGUGGCGAGGUAGCCUCUUCUCUUUGCUUCCCUUCUGUCGUGUAACAACCUGGCCAGCCUGCUAGCUAGAGGGUUGAAAGAUGAGCUUGAAGGUGCCCCAUUCUAGAUCAUCAUGACUAGAUGCAUACAGGGCUUUAGAUCUAAAGGUGGGUAUGUUUGUGCUGGAUGGGAAAGGUCUGGCCCAGCCCGUAGUCAGCAGUGGGCUCCCCUCGCAGUGUGUGAAGCAAGUGUGAGUUAGCAUGUGCAUGUGAGAUCCCAGAGUUGUCUUCCCGCCCGUGUUUAUCCACAGUACUUAAACAUUUGCAGGACAGUGCGGAGAAUGAGAUCUCAUGGACCUCCUUCAUAGCCUGGCUUGGAACGUUAGAACAUGUUAGGGUGUAACUUGACGCCAUGUACCUUGGCAACUUUGAGGGUAUUGGCAGUCUCACUUGGCCGUCAUGGUGUAGAGAAGGAUCGUGGGUCUGGGAGUCAGUCUAUGUGAGUUCUAACCCCUGCUCUGCCGUUACCUCCCUGUGCGGUAUUAGGCAGACCUCUCUGCCACCUGCCUUUCCCAUUUUGUUAAUGUAGACGGUUGGAGUGGAUGAAUGAACGUCUUUCCGGUCUAAAAUCUAGGGAUUCACAUGUUGGAAACGAGACAGCAAAAAAACGAGUGACGUACACAGGAUCCAGAAGACUUAGAAUUUCAUGUUGCCUUGGCCCAUUGCAUUCCUCCCACUGCCAGCUAGGAACUUCAGAUAUACUUAAUGUAAAGGGGCCUCAGAACAUUGGGGGAAACACAGGAGGCUGCACCAGCACCUGUUUGUAGAAUUUUUAAAAUACAGCUCUGUUUUGGUUUAUUAAAAAGCGUAUGGGAACCUGGUCAUCCAGGUCUGUUACACUCCUCAUAGCAGGACCCCUGUCUUGCAUGCUAUAUCCUCUUGGUGGGCUGUUGCUGGUGACCCAGACGGGAGGUGACGCUCCCAUAGUGGUCGGUCACUACAUAAAAUGUGUCUCUCUCUCUCGUUUGUUUCCCGCCUGCUUUCCGAGCCCCUUUCUCGGACAGUCGACCACAGCAUGUUUGAGAACUUGAACACGGCCCUCACUCCAAAGCUCCAGCCAAGCCGCUCCUUCCCCCACGUGUCCAGGCCCGCGGCCCCCAGCUCUGCCGCCCUGGGGUCUGUGGAGCCCGGAGGGCCUGGACUCUGGGUGGGCAGCAGCCAGCACCUCAAGAACUUGGGCAAAGCCAUGGGGGCCAAAGUUAACGACUUCCUGCGGAGAAAAGAGCCCUCGAGCCUGGGCAGCGUGGGCACGAUGGAGGUCAACAAGACUGCAGGGGCCCAGCUGGCCGGCGGGGCUGACGUGGAUGACGGAAGGUCAUCCCUGCAGGAAGCAUUCCCUCGGCUGGAUCCCCCGCCUCCUACCACCAGGAAGCGAACCCCUCGGGCCCUGAAGACCACCCAGGACAUGCUGAUUUCAUCGCAGCCAGUCCUAAGCAGUCUGGAGUAUGGGACAGAGCUGUCACCUGGGCAGCCCCAGGACUCCCCUCCCACUGCCCAGCCCAGCCCAGCAGAUGCUUCACAGCCAGAGGCCAUCAUGGAAAUGGUGGACAGGGGCGAGGCUCUGCCCAAUGGAGAGGUUUCCCUGUCGGUACCUGACCUAAUCCACAAGGACAACCAGGACGAACCGAAGCUAAAGGUGACUGAGUGCCGAAGGGCCUCCUCCCCUGGCCUCAUCGAGAGAAAUGGCCUCAAACUCAGCCUGAGCCCCAUCAGCCUGGCUGACCCUCUGGAGGACAGCAGCCCGCCUCCUCGGGCACGGACCUCCAGUCUUGACAUGGAGGGCCCUCACCCAGACCUGCUGUCCUUUGAGUAGAGCUGCUUCUGCUCCUGCUGAGACCCCCUCCCCUCUGCUCGCUUCUCCACCGUGCACCCUGGCCCUUGCCCCAGCUCCACCCUGCUGUGUGUCCUGCUUGCACAAGGCUCAGCAGAGCCAGUUCUUCCACAUGGGCUGCUGCAGGGCCACAAGUCCAUGUGUAGUCCUAGUUCAAGAGUGGAAUGGCUCCUUGGCGUGCUGGCUGCAGCCCUUGGAGACCAGGGCGCCUCUGCUCCGAGUUGCCCUGGCUUCCCACUGACCUGCAAGGCCAGCAGCCCAGGAUGAAGGGUAUUCUCUCUGCCUGGCUCCCACACGCUGCCUGCUCUUCUCCCUCACAUGCCCUCCUGGUUCCUUCCUUCUCCUCCCUGGGGGCCAGAGGCCUCCUGCCUCCGGGAGGAUCAGGCUGGAUGAGGGAUGACGGGUUUGGCUGGAUGAUGGGCCCAGGCCCAGAAAGCCGCAUACCCCGAGCACAGCACAGCCACAGCUCCUCCUGACCCCAAGACAGCACAGGCCCUUGGGUUGUUACCUCGCCUCUGCCCGUGUGGAUGCAAGCCGGGGGCAGUGCUUACCGGACCUGAGACAGGUCCGGGCAGCCGUAUCGACACCCCGGGUUCACAGGGUGUGUCUCGUCUAGCCUGAGGCAGGGCACAGAGCCAGCCACCGAGAGCGCCUGCCCAGCAUGGGAGUGUGGAGAGGCACUGGGCAAGAUGAUGCAGCCAGCUACGCUCGGGCUCCUUGCACAGACGAAGAGACCUGGGCUUCCCUUGCUGUGCGUGAAGACAGGGCUAGGCAGGCCCUGGCAGAAGCAGCAGAGCAAGUUCUGAUUUCGUUUGGCGGGGAGGGCCCAGGAACCUGGCGUCCAGGGAGCUGGUCCUGAGAGAACCCAGAGCAGUAGUGGGGAAGGUAGUGAAAACGGGAUGGGGAAAGAGUAGUCGUAAGGGCUCAGAGCAGCUUUUCAGGGUUUCCACAGUGUGAUGUGAUGUAGUUCUAGGGUCUAGGCGUGGUAAGUGCAGGAAGCAAGGUGAGAAGUGUGAGAGGUUGGAAUGUGGUAGGAACCGUGGAGCAGGCCACGCUUAAGUAGGAGGCGCUCCGCUCUUGCACAGAAGGUGCUGUCUACCUGCCUGCCUCUGGGGUCUCUGUGAAGGACUGACAGUUCACACAGCCCCACUGGUUCUGCCCUCCUGGGUUAACCCACGUCUGUGUUCCUGUCUCCCACCAGGGGUCCUGUCAUGCUGUUUUCCUGUGGCCAAGAGACCCUGUCGGGGGGUGAUCCCAACCCCGGGGGCCUUUGCAGCAAGAAGAGAACAUGCCUUUUUUUGAGCAAGGUGGCUGGGUCCCCGGGAGAAGGCUGGGAGUGGCACAUCUGGCCAGAGUGGGCUGUUCGGUUCUCCUUCUGUGACUCCUGCCGCCUCCCCUUUUCUAUUCUUUGUUCGGCUUCCCACUCUGGGUGCCCCAGAGCUCACUGCCCACUUCAUCUCAUCACCCAGUUCCUGCUCCCCAGGAACCACCCCUGCCUUAUAAAAUGUCCAAGCUAACUCCUGUAGACCCGGGAGCCUCGGGGGACCACCGGGAUGCAGGUGCCCUUCCCGCCUCCUUGCUUCUGCAGCCGGGGGCCUUGCCGUAGCUCUCCCGCCGCCUUUUCUCCUACCCUGCAUUCUCAGAGUGAAGCUUUGUCUCAUCUUCCUCAGGAGGGUCCAGGCACGCCGGGCACCUUGCAGGCCGUGGUGAAGUGAGGAAGGCUGUUACUGAAUUGAGUCGAUCCUGACUUACUCCAGGAAUAUCACAAAGAUGUUGAUCUCUGACCCUGAUGCUCAGAAGUUCUCAGGACUAGCAUUUGGGGGCCCGUGAGUUUUCCCACAAUGGUUUGGGGUUCUGCACAAAACACAGAGCUGGGGGCAGAGAACUAAACCCACGGGCUGACAGCUAGCCCACUCUCAUCUGUGCUUCCAUCCCAGAAGCUCGGUUUGCUUCUCUGAUGGGAAACUUACCAGGUUCCUGCACUCUGGGGCUACUCCUCUCCCAGAGACCAGGGUGGCUCUGGCCGGGUGUUAUUGUAGCCAUAGGUGCAGAGGUGGCAGGCCCGGGCUGGCUUAAGCACCCUGCUCUCUGCUCCACACCCAGCCGCUGCUGAGGUCCUGGCCCUCAGACCCAGGGUUAGCCCAGGGAUCCUAUCAGGCUGUCCCAGGACCGUGGCCAGGGUGGUCCCAGUGUUCCUUGGACUCGUGUCUAGUACCAAACAAGGAGCUGUGGGACCCUGCUUCAAUGUCUGGGUGGCCUCUCUGUGAUCUCCAUCUCAGCCAUCCUUCUACAGGAGGGGUGAGGCUGCUACCGGGGUGGAGGAGCUCUCUGAGGCUAAAAUCAGGUCCUAGAUGUGACAGAGAGUGCCUGGUGCCAGGGCUAAGUGUAGCCCAGAGGCCAGUAGGAACAGCGACUUCUAUCCUGCUGAGGGCCCCGGCUCAGACCAGCUCUCUAUGCAAAGCCCCACUUGACUUCCCAUGUCCCUGUCAACAGCCUGACCUGCCCAUGACUGCGGCAUGGCAGUCACCCCCCUGACACACCCCUCAUGGUGAAGCCAACUUCUCUGGAAGCUUGGCCCAGUCUGCUCAAGGACAGGGUACUGAGGAGAAAUGAAGGGCCUGUCUUCUGUGUCCACAGAAGGAAGCUGGGGCCACAGAGUUUUUUUCUCUCCCUGUUACCCACUGUCCUGUGUUCCCAUAUUCAGCAAUAGUUUUACCCUGAUAGAUGCAAGGUGAGCUUCCAGAACUUGGCAGGAAGGUGGCCUAUUCCCCUGCAUGGAGAGAAAUGUAUCUGUGUUAACGAAUGUGGGUGAUAUGAAGACAUUCAUGUAGUCCAUCAACUUUUAAAGAACAAAGAGGUUGGCCCCCGUUUGGGGAAAGAAGAAUAUUACAGAGCUAUUCCAAGUGUUUUCUAGAGAUUUUAUA